AUGGCUGGUGCUUCAGACAUAUUUGUGGUGGAUGGCCCGUCCUGCGCUGGCGAAAGACUUCUCAGUUACGAGCACUACCGAGGCUCUCCGCGUCGGGAAGCAUUUUUUUCUCGGAUGAAGUGGGCAAUCGACCUUAUUCGAGGCCUUCAUGGGAGCAUUUUGAACUUGAGCCGCGCCAACGAAUCCCGUGCAGCUCGCGUUUACUAUGUGCCGUCCUUUUUCUCACUGCUCAUAGCUUUGAGUGACGAGGAGAGUUUGCGGUGCUUAGUGCGGGCUUCUGCAGCCAUCACCAGCAGCAGCCUCUACUGGCGCAACCUUGGCUAUGACCACUUCUACGUACACGGAAUGGAGUACCCAGUUGUCAGCGAUUUCGACUUUGCCUGGGCAAAGCCGCAGCAACGGGACGAGGCAAAGCUUUGGAUGGUGCGGGCCUUUUAUGCGAGCACACGCAACAUGGCGAUCCUCACUACAGGGGAGCUUUCUCAAGGACCUGGUUCUUGGGCUUUGGCUGGAAAUCUCUACAACUCGAGGCGCGUGGUGAAUGUUCCCUUCACUUUGCAUGAAGGCUGCGAAAACUAUGUGCAGGAACCACGCAAUAUCAGGCUCAGCUUUGUGGGUUCCGUACAGGCUAGGAAUCAUGAACGACUGCUGUUCUUGAGGGCCGCCAUUUUGGAGCAUGGCGGCGCCAUAGGCAGCGGCGCCACGGUCGUGAAGACCUCCAAGCUUCAGCUCCGUGCUUGGGUGCAAGUUGACAAGGCGGAGCCGCUGAAUCACACACAACGUCUACUUCUGCAGGCGAAACGUUGGUGGCUGCAUCACUUGUACCGCCGGAGCGAGCUUUGCGUGGUGGCCCCGGGUGAUGCCCCGGCCCUCGGCCAGCGACUCUCCGACGUCCUGACGGCAGGUUGCAUUCCGGUGGUGCUCCUGGGGCCUGGAACUCAGCCAGUUCUGCCUUUGCAGGGAGCAAUCCCAUGGGAGGACUUCGCAGUAUUUGUGCGCUUGGGUGAUGAUGUGACAAGUGCUCGAUGGGCUUUGCGCCGCCUUUGGGCAAUGAGCCAGAAAGAGCUGUCACGACGACGGGAACGACUUCUCUUUUGGCGUCCGCACUUGGCUAGCAGCUUUGGGGCCAAGUGCUCUAGGUCGGGUGCCGUCUCGUGUGUAGAGAGAGAGAGAUAG
Durusdinium trenchii is the source of this 1176-nucleotide messenger RNA. Lineage: Eukaryota; Dinophyceae; Suessiales; Symbiodiniaceae. The record is from the annotation of a GenBank genome assembly.